This is a messenger RNA of Crotalus tigris (Tiger rattlesnake), 5464 nucleotides long. RefSeq names its product tousled like kinase 2 (gene TLK2). Gene Ontology annotation, molecular function: protein serine/threonine kinase activity; ATP binding. The transcript has 22 exons. Gene Ontology annotation, biological process: intracellular signal transduction; chromosome segregation; peptidyl-serine phosphorylation. The record is from RefSeq and is a predicted model, not a curated record. Gene Ontology annotation, cellular component: nucleus. Bases 417 to 2669 code for a protein of 750 amino acids. Lineage: Eukaryota; Metazoa; Chordata; Lepidosauria; Squamata; Viperidae.
GGCAAAAAAAAAAAAAAAAAAGGCCCCGCAGCUGGCUAGCUAGGAGUGAAGCCGAGCCACCACAGGUGAGAUGCGUCCCCGUGAAUCAGUCACUCAUCCCCACAUUGCUGGGAGAGAAAAAGGACUCACUUCUCUCCAUAGCCAUCAAGAUUGUGGCUGGUAGGUGGGUAAGCAGGCCGGUCUCCUUUCCGGUCUUCCUUGUAGGCCUCGGGGUUGGGACGUGGUGCUCCUGCAACUACUUAAGCCUCUUUGGCGGUGAUGUACGUAUCUUUUAAAGGGAGGGGGACGCUGGCCUUGGGUUCGCUUUUUCCUCUUCCGCUCCGCUGCCUUCAUUGCUGUGCAGAUAUCGCCGGGAACGAGGUUGCUGUCGACUCUCCGGGCCUCGGAGCCCCUCGCCUGCUUGCUACGAUGCAGAUAUGAUGGAAGAAUUGCAUAGCCUGGAUCCACGACGGCAGGAACUGUUAGAGGCCAGGUUUACUGGAGCAGGUGUUGCUAAGGGUCCUUUGAACAAUGAAUCUUCCAAUCAGAGUUUGUGCAGUGUGGGUUCCCUGAGUGACAAGGAACUGGAGACUCCUGAAAAAAAACAGAAUGAUCAGCGCAAUAGAAAAAGAAAAGGUGAACCAUUUGAAACCAGUCAAAACAAAAUUACUCCCAGGGGGCAUAAAAUUAGUGACUAUUUUGAGUUUGCUGGUGGAAGUGGUCCAGGAACAAGCCCUGGUAGAAGUGUGCCACCAGUAGCGCGAUCUUCACCACAACAUUCCUUAUCUAAUCCUUUACCCCGGCGAAUGGAGCAACCACUUUACGGAGUAGACAGCAGUGCAGCCAAGGAAGUGCCAGAGGAGCAUUCUGCUCUCCCAACUCUGGUAUCGACAAUGAUAGCAAAACAACGGCUAGAGGGCGAGCAGCUGGCGCAGAGGGGUACAAAUCUCUGUUUUCCAUUUGCUUCGACCCAGCAAGGUAGUCCCUCGUCUGCAGUUUCAGGAAACACAGAGCAUUCCUGCUGCUCUCAAAAACAGAUUUCCAUCCAAUACAAACACACACAGUCUGAUCUUACAAUGGAGAAAUUAUCUGCAUUAGAAAACAGUAAGAACUCUGAUCUGGAGAAAAAAGAAGGCAGAAUAGAUGAUUUAUUAAGGGCAAAUUGUGACUUAAGACGACAGAUAGAUGAACAUCAGAAAAUGCUUGAGAAAUACAAAGAACGGUUAAAUAGGUGUGUAACAAUGAGCAAGAAGCUACUUGUAGAAAAGUCGAAACAGGAAAAGAUGGCUUGCCGAGAUAAGAGUAUGCAGGAUCGGUUGCGAUUAGGUCAUUUUGCUACAGUCCGGCAUGGGGCAUCUUACACGGAGCAAUGGACAGAUGGCUAUGCUUUCCAAAAUUUAAUCAAGCAGCAAGAAAGGAUAAAUUCCCAAAGGGAAGAAAUAGAAAGGCAACGGAAAUUGUUAGCAAAACGAAAACCACCUGGUAUGGGCCAGGCUCCUCCAGCUACCAAUGAACAAAAGCAGCGCAAAAACAAAACCAAUGGAGCAGAAAACGAGACGUUAACGUUAGCAGAAUAUCAUGAACAAGAGGAAAUAUUCAAACUCCGACUAGGCCAUCUUAAAAAGGAAGAAGCUGAGAUUCAAGCAGAAUUAGAGCGAUUAGAACGGGUUAGAAAUCUGCAUAUCAGGGAAUUGAAAAGGAUACAUAAUGAAGAUAAUUCACAGUUUAAAGACCAUCCAACGCUAAAUGAUAGGUAUUUGUUGUUACAUCUCCUAGGCAGAGGAGGAUUUAGUGAAGUAUAUAAGGCAUUUGAUUUAACAGAACAGAGGUAUGUAGCAGUAAAAAUCCACCAAUUAAAUAAAAAUUGGAGGGAUGAAAAGAAAGAAAAUUAUCACAAGCAUGCAUGUAGAGAAUACAGAAUCCAUAAAGAGCUGGAUCAUCCUCGUAUAGUUAAAUUGUAUGACUAUUUCUCAUUGGACACUGACUCGUUUUGUACAGUAUUAGAAUACUGUGAGGGGAACGAUCUGGAUUUCUACCUGAAACAGCACAAAUUAAUGACAGAGAAAGAAGCCCGAUCUAUAAUCAUGCAGAUUGUAAAUGCAUUAAAAUAUUUAAAUGAAAUCAAGCCGCCAAUUAUUCAUUACGAUCUCAAACCAGGAAACAUCCUCUUGGUAAAUGGUACUGCAUGUGGUGAAAUUAAAAUCACUGACUUCGGCCUCUCAAAAAUCAUGGACGAUGACAGUUACAAUUCAGUUGAUGGCAUGGAGCUGACAUCACAAGGAGCUGGUACAUACUGGUAUCUACCCCCUGAAUGUUUUGUGGUUGGAAAAGAGCCUCCGAAGAUUUCAAAUAAGGUUGAUGUUUGGUCAGUAGGAGUUAUCUUCUACCAAUGUCUUUAUGGCAGAAAGCCCUUUGGUCAUAACCAAUCUCAGCAAGAUAUUCUGCAGGAAAACACAAUCCUUAAAGCUACAGAAGUGCAAUUUCCUCCUAAGCCAGUGGUAACACCAGAAGCAAAGGCAUUUAUUAGGCGCUGCCUGGCAUAUAGGAAGGAAGAUCGGAUAGAUGUCCAACAAUUGGCAUGUGACCCCUACUUGCUUCCUCACAUCCGCAAGUCUGUAUCAAUAAGCAGCCCAGCUGGAGCUGCUGUCGCCUCAACUUCUGGAUCUUCUAAUAACAGCUCUUCAAACUGAGCAGGAACAAUAGGCCAAAAAUAUAGAUAUAACUGGAACUGCAGAAGGAAACGGAGAGAGUCAGACAUGUUUUGAGAUGCAGCCUUGGGACUGGCAAGAAGUCUACAAAAUGGCUCCAAGAAACCAGGAUCAGGUUCUUUGUUUUUCUCUUGCAUUCUUGUCCCAUCCGUAGAGCAAGGCAUCAUUGAUUCUCAGCAAGGAUUAUGGCAACUUAAGUUAAGUAGCCAAGGAAAAGAAGAUUGGUUGGUCUAGUGCUAAGCAACUGCAAAAGCACUAACUGCUCUGGGCAGUGAAAGGAAAAAGGUGGUUCCAUAUACCGUGAACUUCCAAACACUACGGACCCAGAGUGCGGUUCCAUGAUGCAGAAUGCACACAUUUAGUGUGAAGAAAUGUGGAUUUGGUGGCAGGGUAAAGAGGCUGGAGACAGCCCGCCGUCAAUAUUUAAAAUAUUUUUUUUCUUUUUUGUAAGACUACAUCUCAUUGGAGGGAAGGGGAAUAAACCACAUAGGUCAAUGGUAUAAGGUAGCACUGAAGGUUUGGCAUAGGAUUUUUGUGCUCUCUACAAGAGAGUGCAGUGUCCUGCCUAUUGACAGCACCAGCAUUAGCAUGUUAUCCCAAAUAAUUUCAUCUUCAGUAACAAAUUUGUUUUCUGGAUACAAGAUGAAUUAAAUAACAAGUCAGUGUGGCAGCAAUUUUUCCUUAGAGUGACUUCAUAAUCUGUGAGAAAGGAACGCAAUGCAGAGAUUACAUAACAACUGUGAGCUUAGAUUUCUCUCCCUUCUCAGCAUCCUAAGAAAGUUACUGUUUUGUCAGGAAUUCGACAGUUGUCUGCUCUCCCCUUUGAAUAAAUGUUGAAUUUCUCUUUAUUUUUUUCUUUCUCCACUAGUUCUUUGAUCCGUUCAUUGGUGUUUCCUUUAGAAAACCGUAUUCUCUUUAACAUGCACACAAAUGGUGGCUCUAGCAAAUCCUUUAGCCAAAGUUUUAUCCUUCCUAAUUUUUCAUAUUUGCUUUCUGUAUUGUUGUGGAUGCAUUUGCUGCAUUUACACCUUGAAGGAAGUGUAUGUAAAAGAGGCAGACUUUUCUAAUCUUCUGUCUUGUGUUUAAUUUUCUUCUUUCUUAGGAAGUGUUUUUUUUAAUAUUCUUUAACUUUUUCAUCUUCUAAAAAAAAUCUUAAAAACCAAAGAAGAAUCCAGUUGCUUGAAACCUGUGGCAAAAUGCUACUUCUACAAAUAGUUGAAAGGAUGUUUGCCCCAAAUUAUUUGAGCUGUACUGUAUGAUCAAGUACCCUGGCACAGACCUCAGUUCUUCACUUACAGCUGAUGAUUCUCAGUCCUCCCUUAACUUCUUAUAGGUAAUAUUACAAGCUGAAGCAGUCAGAGACCAAACAUUUUGAAAGUCAAGAAAAUUAGGAGGAGAGAGCAAAAUAGGACAUAAGGGCUUUUUAUGUAAACUAAUAUGAGGAUAUCCUCUGGCUAUAUUUGCAGAUUAGGUGAUUGAGCAUUGAUUAUUAGGUCUAUUUGGACUCCCCACCCUUGCUUCUGAAGCAUCGCAGUGCAUGCAGCAUUUGGUCAGAAGAUGAUCCUCAUAUUUAAAUGGAAUUAAAUGAGCCUGUACAAAGAAAACACAAUAUGUCACUCUCACAACUAAAGAUACCAUAUGAAUGCUCAUAGUGGUCAUCUUUAAAAUACUCUCCCCCAAAUAGAGGCUAUGACUACCUUCAGAAUGGGAGGUUCUCAUCAGUAUGGACCGUGUCUUCCUCCUUUUUUCUUUUACUCUCAAUCAUAGUUCUUGCUUCUUUUCCUAGAGAAACAACUGAUACUUAAGUAUCUUUUACAGGAGACAAAAUGUAAGCAGUCUCCAGGAUUAUCUAGAUUGCUGGUGAAUUACAUCCAUUGCACCUAUUUCUCCCAAUAAAGUUGUUAAUUACCUUUGACACAUAUGAAAAUAAUAGGGUUUUUUUGUUUUGUUUUUUCCCUUCUCCCUUGUUUUUUCCCUUGCUUUCUUUUCUUAAAAGAAGUCAACUCAUGUGUCUGUUUUUUUCAGGGUUCAUAUUUGCCAUGGUUACUCAUAGCUCUUUCACCAAAAUGCAGUUCACAUUAAAUGUCAAAAUACAUAGGCAGAAAUCACUGCUGCCAUGACAAGAUAAGGCUGCUUUCAGCUUGUUUGGACAGUAAUGGUUGUCUCAUUAUCCCAUCUAUUUUGGGAUAGGGUUUGCUUUAUUUUUCCAUAGCUGAAUCCAAAAUAUGAAAGAUUGUCCAUGUCAGUGCUCAGGUCUAACAUUGUAGUCUUUUGCUUUUCAGUUUUCUUACUUGGAAAUAGAUAGAAAUCUGCAUUUCAUACUUUAUCAUUUAAUUGAUUUUUGAUCAUUAGCAGGAAUCCUAUCCCAAAUAAAACUUACAGUACUUAAUUUUGCUUUAAAAGGAAUCUCAAUCAUAAUUUUUUAAAAUCCCAAUAUGACCCUCCCUCCCUGUCAGUUCACCCAUUAAAUAAUAACUGUCUGAUAUUGAUCUUCAUUAAUUGUACCUGAGCAGAAGCUUCUACUCUUCAUGGAGUUCGUCACUAAACCUGGCUAAAUCAGUCUGGAUGAGAAAUACAGACUAUGAGUUUUUCAUUUCUUUAAGCGGUUGCUGAACUGUUUUAUUUCAGUAUCCAAGCCUUUUUGUUGCCGCACAGUUCAUUUAACUGAAAGGGAAAAGGAAAGAUAUAUGGAUUUGUGACUUGAAACUAGGCCAGACUGUUUUGGCUUUGCCCUACAGACAAAAAUAUGAAUAUUAAACACAUUUUCAAAAAUGCAA